AUGGACCAAAACGGGGAUGAAUAUAAACAAGAAUAUAAUCCUUAUGAGCAUCGAGAUGUAAAACAGCCAAAUUCAGAUCUCCGAUCAUUAGCGAAUUUAGUCAAAGCAUCCCUAGGUUCAGGACUUCUUGCCAUUCCUUUAGCUUAUGCGAACUCGGGAUGGGCUUUAGGAAUUGUUGGUACAAUAAUAGUAGCUUCCAUUUGCUGUCAUUGCGUCUAUAUAUUCGUUGAAACGUCCCGUGAAUGUUGUCGCAUUGUUCGAAAGCCUUUACUUGGUUAUGCUGAAACAUGUAAAGCAGCUUUUGCAGUUGGACCAAAAGGAAUGAGACCAUAUGCCAAUUUCGCUGGAAUAUUUGCUGAAUCUUCGUUAUGUUUUACAUAUAUUGGAAUAUGUUGUAUAUUUACUGUUUUGAUAGCGGAUUCGAUUAAACAGUUAUUUGACCGCUAUGUCACAACAGUAGAUCUGCCUGUCGAAUAUUACUGUUUGAUUUUGCUCGUGCCACUCUGCAUCAUGUGCCAAAUCAGAUACUUAAAAUGGCUAGCGCCUUUCUCAUUCAUAGCUAACGUUUUGCUAAUCAUCACGUUUGCUAUAUGCUUGUAUUAUAUUUUUAAAGAUGAAAUUUCAUUCGCCGAUAAGAAAGUCGUUGGUGAGGCAGCCAGAUUUCCCGUAUUUCUGUCCACAGUUAUAUUCGCAAUGGAGGGUAUUGGAAUGGUAAUGCCCGUUGAGAACUCCAUGAAGAAACCGGAACACUUCCUUGGGUGUCCCGGAGUAUUGGUGAUUGCGAUGUCGGUAAUAAUGUUGUUAUACUCCAUCCUGGGUCUUUUCGGAUACCUCAGAUACGGCGAUGCUCUUAGAGGAUCUAUUACCCUUAAUUUGCCCAUUAAUGAUUGGCCGGCAAUUUGCGCGAAGUGUUUCAUAGCGCUGUCCAUUUUAUUAACAUAUCCAUUGCAUUUCUACGUUGUCCUUGAUAUUUUCACUCGAUACGCAGAGCCACACAUAAAAGAAAAAUAUAGAUCAAUAACACAAGUAUUUGUACGAAUUGCCGUCGUAUGUAUUUCAGGUGGUAUUGGAAUCGCACUUCCAAUGUUGGAACAAAUCAUUAACAUUGUUGGCGCUUUAUUUUACUCAAUCUUGGGAAUAAUUAUUCCCGGCAUUAUAGAAACUGUAUUUCGGUGGGAGAAUCUUGGAAGAUAUCAGUGGAUUUUAUGGAAAAACAUCUUGAUUGUUUUAUUUGGUAUAUGCAGCAUGAUCUCUGGCUGUGCGGUCUCCAUCUCAGACAUUAUUAGCAUACUUAACAGUAAGACCCAAUAA
Molecule: messenger RNA, 1311 nt
Organism: Parnassius mnemosyne (clouded apollo)
Lineage: Eukaryota; Metazoa; Arthropoda; Insecta; Lepidoptera; Papilionidae
Source: the annotation of a GenBank genome assembly